GCAGGCGCAGUAUGGCGGCCGAGUAUGUGUAUGUGAGAGUCUGACGGGUUCAAAAUGGCGGCGGCUGCUUCUAUAAAGGGGCAAAGGAGAACCAGAGACCUGGAGGAAGAGGAGGAAGACAGCAGUUCUGAUAUCUCCUUCUCACUCUCAUCAGAAGAGUCUGAGAUGGAGCCUGAAGAAGAGCGGAUCCGUUAUAGCAAAAGACUGCGUGGUGCUAUGAGACGGCGUUAUGAAGACGAUGGCAUCUCAGAUGAUGAAAUUGAAGGCAAACGAACGUUUGAUCUUGAAGAAAAACUUACCACCAACAAAUUUAAUGCCAACUUUGUGGUGUUCAUGGAAGGCAAAGACUUCACUGCGGAAUACAUUCAGCGUGGUGGCUUACGAGACCCUUUGAUCUUCAAGAACUGUGAUGGACUUGGAAUAAAGAUGCCAGAGCCAGACUUCAGUGUGAAUGAUGUUCGACUCUACGUAGGGAGUCGGCGUAUGGUGGAUGUCAUGGAUGUUAACACUCAACGGGACAUUGAGAUGACCAUGGCACAGUGGGCACGCUACUAUGAAACCCCAGAGGAGGAGCGUGAGAAGCUGUAUAAUGUUAUCAGCCUGGAGUUCAGCCAUACGCGGCUUGAGAACUUGGUGCAGAGACCAACUACGGUGGAUUUGAUUGAUUGGGUUGAUAACAUGUGGCCAAGGCAUCUGAAGGAAAGCCAGACAGAAUCAACGAAUGCUAUUCUGGAUAUGCAGUAUCCCAAAGUGCAGAAGUACUGUCUGAUGAGUGUCAAGGGCUGCUAUACAGAUUUCCAUGUAGACUUCGGUGGCACAUCAGUAUGGUAUCACAUCCACAGAGGCGGGAAGGUCUUCUGGUUAAUCCCACCCACGCCCCAGAACCUGGAGUUGUAUGAAAAUUGGCUGCUUUCGGGCAAACAAGGGGAUAUCUUCCUUGGUGACAGGGUGUCAAAUUGUCAGCGAAUUGAGCUGAAGCAAGGUUAUACCUUUGUCAUACCCUCAGGUUGGAUCCAUGCAGUGUAUACUCCUAUGGAUACUCUGGUUUUUGGUGGUAACUUUCUACACAGCUUCAACAUCCCUAUGCAGUUGCGGAUCUACAGCAUUGAAGACCGUACACGGGUCCCAAAUAAGUUUCGGUAUCCCUUUUAUUAUGAAAUGUGCUGGUAUGUACUGGAACGGUAUGUUUACUGUAUCACCAACCGUUCCCAUUUGACCAAGGAUUUCCAGAAGGAGUCGCUCAACAUGGAUAUGGAGCUAUGCAGCUCAGAGUCAGGAAAUGCUGAUGAAGAUGAUGCAACAGCAGGGAAAGAAUCACGCCGCCCAGUCACCAGACGAUCAGUCCUCACCAGCCCUGUAGCCAAUGGUGCUAAUCUAGACUAUGAAGAACUAGGUAAAGGUUGCCGGAGUUUGCCAGGUCUCAAAAGAACUCUCUCCAUGGACUCUGAAUCCAGCCGAGGCUCUCACAAUGGCCAAGCCUGGGACUCUCACAGCAGCAGCCCUCAUAAGGGCAAGAAGGUGCACCUGACACAAUUUGAGCUCGAGGGUAUGCGCUGUCUUGUAGACAAGCUGGAGUCUUUGCCUCUGCACAAGAAGUGUGUACCUACAGGCAUAGAGGACGAGGAUGCCCUUAUUGCAGAUGUUAAGCUACUGCUGGAGGAGUACGCAAACAGUGAUCCCAAACUGGCACUUACUGGAAUCCCUAUUGUCCAGUGGCCGAAGAGGGAUAAGUUCAAACUUCAGUCUCGGCCAAAGUUAAGAUUACCUACCAUCCCAAUCACCAAGCCACACACCAUGAAACCAGCGCCACGACCUGCAACUGUGAGACCCACAGUUUCUCCUAUAGUGUCUGGUGCACGCAGAAGGCGGGUACGAUGUCGUAAAUGCAAGGCCUGCCUGCAGGGCGAAUGUGGCCUGUGCCACUACUGCAGGGAUAUGAAGAAGUUUGGAGGGCCUGGUCGCAUGAAGCAGUCCUGUGUAUUACGACAGUGCUUGGCGCCUAGACUGCCUCACUCUGUCACAUGUGCACUUUGCGGGGAGGUAGAUAAGAAUGAGGAUUCACAAGACUUUGAGAAGAAGCUAAUGGAGUGCUGCAUCUGCAACGAAAUCGUUCACCCUGGCUGUCUACAGAUGGACGGGGAAGGGCUACUGAAUGAUGAAUUGCCCAACUGUUGGGAGUGUCCAAAGUGCUACAAGGGAGAUGAGGCAGAAAAAGGCCAGAAGCGGAAAAUGGAUGAUGGUGACGAUGACACAGUCCAAGCCAAAGUCCUGCGGCCCUUGCGAAGCUGUGAGGAACCUCUGACUCCCCCACCACAUUCGCCUACUCCAAUGUUGCAGUUAAUCCACGACCCUGUGUCACCGCGAAGCAUAGUGACACGUUCCUCUCCAGGCGCAGGUCCUAGUGACCAUCAUGGUGCCAGCCGAGAUGAACGCUUUAAGAGGCGUCAGCUGCUUCGGCUGCAAGGCACAGAGCGCACAGUGGUGCGGGAAAAAGAGAACAACCCUAGUGGCAAGAAAGAGCUUUCAGAGGUAGAAAAGGCCAAGCUCCACGGUUCUUACCUUACAGUCACAUUGCAAAGACCUACCAAAGACGUGCAUGGCACUUCCAUUGUGCCCAAGCUGCAGGCGAUCACUGCCUCCACUAAUAUGCGGCACUCUCCCCGUGUGGUCAUGCGCCAAAGUUCAGCAAGGACACCCCAGCGGGGUGGGGAUGAAGAGGCAGCUGAGGAAGAAGAGGAAGAUGAAAGUGCGGAUGAAGAAGACGAGAGUGCUGAGGAGAGUGGGGCAGCCAGACUGAAUGGCCAGGGGGGCAGGGCAGCAGAUGGUGAGGAGAUCUGGAUGCAAAAGGAGGUGUGGAUGUCUGUCUUCCGCUAUCUCACUCGCAAGGAGCUUUGUGAAUGUAUGCGUGUAUGCAAAACCUGGUACAAAUGGUGUGGGGACAGGAGAUUGUGGACGAAGAUUGACUUGAGCAGGUACAAGUCCAUCACACCCCUGGCUCUUGGUGGCAUAAUCAGGAGACAGCCAGUCAGCCUUGACCUCAGUUGGACCAAUAUUUCCAAAAAACAGCUCACCUGGCUCAUCAACAGACUACCAGGCCUCAAAGACCUCAUCUUGGCAGGCUGCUCCUGGUCGGCAGUAUCUGCUCUCAGUACCUCCACCUGCCCCCUUCUCAGGACCCUCGAUCUUCGGUGGGCAGUAGGAAUCAAGGAUCCUCAGAUUCGGGACUUGCUCACACCACCAUCAGAUAAACCCAGCCAAGACAAUCGCAGCAAACUCCGUAACAUGAUAGACUUCCGGUUGGCUGGGCUGGACAUUACUGAUGCCACACUCCGGCUCAUCAUCCGCCAUAUGCCUCUACUCUCACGACUUGAUCUUAGUCACUGCAAUCACCUUACAGACCAGUCAACCAACCUGUUAACGGCUGUGGGAUCUUCCACACGAAACUCACUCACAGAAAUCAACAUGGCAGGCUGCAAUAAGCUCACAGACCAGUCCCUGCUGUUCCUGCGCCGCAUCUCUAAUGUCACCCUGAUAGACCUUCGUGGCUGCAAGCAGAUCACCCGCAAGGCCUGCGAGCACUUCAUCUCAGACCUGUCAAUCAACAGCCUCUACUGCCUGUCUGAUGAAAAGCUGAUCCAGAAAAUCAGCUAGAGUUUUGCCACAGACAGACUGAAGAGAAGGAAAGAUCCCAGACAGCCCCUCUUGGAGAGCAGACCCUCCCCCAAUUUCCCCCACAUCCCCAAGCAGGGAAGGUGCCAGCCUGAGUGUGACUGUAAUGUCCCUGCUCUACUUGGGACUUCUGCAGACCAGGAAAUGCCACCAGGCAUUUGAGGAAGAGGCAACAAGAAGAGAUUGCUGGACGGCUGCUCUUGUAGGGUACUUGCUCAUCGGCUACAUGCUCUAACUUGAUGUUUUGUAGCAGUGUUUUCAGGGGGAACAUCCCCCUUCCUCUCUUCUCAACCCUCCCCCUCUCAUAAAUCCCACAAAAACAGAUUACACUUCCUUACCAGAUUACGGGGAAAUCAGACCUGGAUGGUGUAGAACAGGUGCACUUUUGCUCCCUGUUUCCCUGUUGUCUUGGUAUGUGAUUUGUUACUAAGUCAUUGGGCUGGGAGUAACUUCUCUUGCCUGCCACAUUCUGCUAAGAUUCCUUUUCUCAACCUUCAGCAGUUGAAUGGGCAGCUACUGCCUUGUGCUGAUUACUCAGAGCGGCAGUGUCCACAGUAGUAGUGCCUCUUGCAUGGUGAGGGGCUCUCCAUGUGCCCUUCAGGCACCUUCCAACUUGAAGCUAGUGAGAGGAUGGCUGAGUUUUCACAUGGAGGGAGUUACGCUCUUGUCCUAGAUUUUCUGAAGGUCAAGCCAGCACAUUCUACCUUUCCUACUCUGAAAAGAUGGCAGCAUUUGUAGAGGGAAAGCUGCAGUAGAGCUUGAAGGCUUGAGAGGCAUCUAUUGGGAUUCUGAUACCAGCGGAAAUGGUCUCUGUUGUCCCAUAGUCUGCUGAAACAAGCAUUCUUGGAGAUGCUGGCUAGAAAAAAAUGCCUACAUCUUGUGGGUGUGCAUAGCUGUUGGUUCUUGAGCUGGGAGACGGGUGAGUGCCCCAUUAGCUGCCUCUCUUCCUUUGCAAUGAAUGGCCGGUCCAAAGAACUUCUCUCUUGGGCAGCAGAGAGCUUUUUGCACUUUAGAAAGAAAGGUAAUAUUUUGGAUCCCUAUUUUAUUUCCCCUUGCCUGAGUGACUGGAUACUCCUUCCAGCUGUCUGAGCUUGUCAGGGUUUGAAUGCACACUUUGCACUCUGCUCUCUUUCCCAUAGUGAUAGCACAAAUUAGACUGCCCUUCACCCCUUCCUCCCCCUCUGAGCCUUGCAUGGCAAAAAAGAGCUCUCCACUGUCUGAGCGGCAAGGGGAAAGAGGAGAGAUUAUAGAAUUGGAGGAAAGCCCAUUGCACACUCGCUGCUUCUAAAGCAAUAAGGGAUGGGGAGGAAUCUACCCAUAGCUCUCCAAAUUGCCCAGCCCAGUUGCAUUGAAAGCUGUGGCACUUGAGCCUCGGGGAAGAGCAGCUGGGGGAUGGGGUGGGGAUAUAUAUUUAGAUCUACUGAAAUCCAGAGGUUUCCCCUCACUUCCAUAUGAGGAGUAGGCUUUUUUUGCCAAGAGGACAAUGCUAGUGUGAUGAGUUCCAGAGUGCCUCAGUACACAGGAGCUUUGCUGCAAAUUGAUUUUUUCUGCAAAUACGCCCACUGAUCUUCUCCUAGAAGUGAAAACUUUCUGCCUUGUUAUGUUGGCUCCUGUGGAAAAAAUAUUAUAGAAUCUUUUUUUUUCUUUCAAAAGAGGAAGGUGAGAAUAGCCAUAAAUAGGAGAUUCAAGUGCAUCUGCCCAGAUAACUCCCACAUUGGAGAUUUCUAGCCUCUGGGUAUUUUGUGUUUUUGUUUUCUCAAAAGUGGGAACACCUUCACAACUCUCCAUAUGCAUUGAUCAGCCUGAGAAGUGCUGAACUGCAGCAAGUUGGCAUGUCAGGAGCAUUAGUCUGGGAGGAAUCUCAUCCUGCAGCAAGAGGGAUGAAACAAGCAGCAGACUGACCGGGGAGGGUAUUGUUGUUGGUUUAGGCUUUGCUGUCCUACAACCUUCUCAAACGUGACCCUCAAGUGACUGUGGCUUAAGAGACUUAAAAGCAAAUUGUGAAACUUCAUUGCCUAAACUGGCCACCACCUCAGAGGGCAAGUGGUGACAUAAAGGAAAGAGAAAUUAUAUAUAAAAUCACUUAGUGAUUUAAAAAAAACAAAAAACCAUGCUCCCUAAAUAAAACUCCCUAAAGAAAGUCACUAUUGUCUAAAAGGGUUUGGUUGUUCUUUUGUGUUUUUUUGAAGAAAUUGUAAAUAUAUAUUUUUUGUUGCUAACUUAGAGUCAAUCUCAAAUGUUGUGCUUUAAAUUUAAAUGUAAGCAUUAAGGGUAAAAGAAACCAAGUCUUGCGCUCUCUCGGUUGACAUGUUUAGGGUUGGGGGAUAUUUGGGGCUAAAGGGAGGGGAGCUAGUUGGGAUUUUUCAUUUUCUAAUCAUUUGCCAAUAAUGGUUUUAGAGAAUCUUUCCUCAAACAUAUUACCGCAGGAAUGAGACACAAGUGAAAGGGGGAAGAAAAAGAUACCAGCCUCUGAAGAGAGACUUUGUUUCAUGGGGUGGAUUUUGGAAUAAAAAUUUCAAGAAAAAAAUGUGUGGGUCUGCAUAUUGAUUAUGAUGUGAGCUCAAAUCCAAGGGAAUUCCACCCUGAAUUAAAGUUCUCAGUGGGUAAUAUACUAUUUAUUUACCCUACCUAUAUUCAGGGCCUUGUGUAUUCCACGCUAUUAAAAUUUUG
Molecule: messenger RNA, 6339 nt
Organism: Elgaria multicarinata webbii
Lineage: Eukaryota; Metazoa; Chordata; Lepidosauria; Squamata; Anguidae
Gene: KDM2A
Product: lysine demethylase 2A
Exons: 22
Coding region: 55-3651 (1198 amino acids)
Biological process (GO): protein demethylation; regulation of transcription by RNA polymerase II
Molecular function (GO): DNA binding; histone demethylase activity; protein binding
Source: RefSeq, a predicted model, not a curated record